AUGUUUUUGCCUUCUGUAUAUCCGCAGUAUGCAUGUGCAUUAAAAGAGAAAGGAGCAGAUAUUAAGGUGAUGAUGUUUCCUGAUGACACACGAACUCGACAGGACCAGCCAAUAGAAGAGAUAUUUGAAGAGACCGGAAUCAAUGGCACUCAGUUGGACAGAUUCUCCAUUAAAUUUAUGUACAACAAGCUCAGAGGAGAUUUUGCCAAAGUUCCAUGGAGAAAGAUGAUAUGUAAUAACCAAGGAGCCCCUAAGUGGAUCUUCAUCACAUACCUAGCAGUACAUGGAAAGCUAUACACCAGGGACAGGUUACUCAAAUGGGGGAUUAUUGAUGAUGCUGAGUGUGCUAUGUGUGGUUUGGAAACUGAGUCAACUGACCAUUUAUGUUUCAAGUGCCCACUGUCUGCCGGAAUUUGGGGACAGUUGCUUCAAUGGCAAGGGUACUCAAGACCAGUCCUGGCAUGGAAGGACGAGCAAGAAUGGCAAAGAUUGUACGCUAAUGGCAAGAACUCUAAAGAUGAGAUGUACAGGGUGACAUUGACUGGUUGCAUUUAUAUGUUAUGGCACGAAAGGAAUUGCAGAAUCUUUCAGCAGAAAAUGAGGACAGUAAAUGUGCUAACAACGAUGAUAAUCUUGAAAGUUAUAUGUCGAGAAACCAUGAAGCCUAAGUUAACUAGUAGAGUUAUGCAUUUGAAUACUUACUUGUAA
This is a messenger RNA of Lycium ferocissimum, 708 nucleotides long. RefSeq lists its product as uncharacterized. The record is from RefSeq and is a predicted model, not a curated record. The transcript has 2 exons. NCBI's taxonomy places the organism in Eukaryota, Viridiplantae, Streptophyta, Magnoliopsida, Solanales, Solanaceae. Bases 1 to 708 code for a protein of 235 amino acids.